Molecule: messenger RNA, 894 nt
Organism: Trichoderma breve
Lineage: Eukaryota; Fungi; Ascomycota; Sordariomycetes; Hypocreales; Hypocreaceae
Product: nmrA-like family domain-containing protein
Exons: 1
Coding region: 1-894 (297 amino acids)
Molecular function (GO): oxidoreductase activity
Source: RefSeq, a predicted model, not a curated record
AUGAGCUCCUUCAAGAACAUUGCAAUUGCUGGUGCAACUGGCUACCUCGGGCCAGCAGUUGUCAAAGCCGUUAAAGAAGCCGGAUUCAAUGUUACGGUGCUUCUACGAGAAUCGAAUUCAUCCAAAAUUGAGCUUGAUGGCGUCAAAAUUGCGAAAAUGAACUACGGAUCCAUUGACUUUAUGGUGGAUGCUCUCAAGGGCCAAGACGCUGUUGUAUCGACCAUGAACCACUUGUACUAUGACGAACAAAAGGCGCUUGUUGAAGCCGCAGUCAAAGCUGGUGUCAAGAGGUUUCUUCCUUCGGAAUACGGUCUUGACGUGAGCAUCCCGUCAGUUCGAGCCGUUCCUUACUUGAGCGCGAAAGGUCUUAUUCAGGAUCUGCUCAAAGAAUUGGGCAUGGCGUAUACAAUCUUAUAUACUGGACCGUUCCUUGAAUGGGGCCUUGAUAACUUCUUUGUCGACUGGAAAACGGCCACGGCGAAUGUAUGGAACGGGGGCGAUAUUUCUGUCGGCAUCUCCACCCUGGCAGACACUGGUCGAGCUGUCGUCAAUGUCUUACUCAAUCCCAAAGAGACGGAAAACAAAGCCUUUUACACAACCACUGGCAUGGCAACCCAGAAUGAAAUCUUGUCCGCUGUACAAGAAGGCCGCCCCGACUCGAAGCUCUCUAUAAUUCACCAAGACAGCAAGAGCUCACUUGCUGCUGCAUAUGAAGCUGCCAAGGCCGGCAGAGGUAUGGAGUUUGAGGUUGCACGAGACUUCCUUGGUUCUACUAUUUUUGGGCUCGAGAUCGAAGCGGGCGUCCCGUACGGUAGAGAUAACGAUUUGCUCGGGAUCAAGAUGGUAACUCCAGAGGAGUUUAGGCAACUGGUGAUUAAUCAUGUUAAAAAAUAG